GCGCUUUCCUUUGUUUCAAUCUUCCUCCUUCCAAAUUUUCCUUCCGAACUAACUUCCCUUUCUACUUUCUCAUUCAUCAACUCCAAUUCUACUAUUCUACUUUCUAUAGAAAAGCAUGUCCACCAUUUCUGCUUUCUCAUUGGUCAACUCCAAUUCCAAUAUCUUUCACCCUUCUUCACUUUCUCCAAUCCCUUUUUUUUCCUCUACUUCCUCUGAAUCUCAGUUAUUAUUGCAUCCUUCUUCACAUUACCCUAAAUUCCCUUCCUCUUCAUCAAUUCUCUCAAUUUCUUCAAGAAAAUCUCUUACCCAUCUUUGUUGUAAAUCCUUUGAAGCAGAAGAGCUGUCCUCACCGGAAGACGAAUGGCUCCAGAAGCUUCCCGAUAAGAAGAAGCCCCUUUACUCCCACAGCUUGCUUUGCAUUGAGGCUUGGUUGAGGAAUCUAGGGUUCUGUCAAAGCAGCGACGAUAGGGCUAUUUGGUUUAUUCAGAAGCCAGAUUGGCACGCCCAACUCUCGCUCGACAUCACUGACCUCUAUAUAAGGUACUUGAAGAGUGGACCAGGAAAUCUUGAAAAGGAUGUGGAAAGAAGAUUCAGUUAUGCUUUAAGCAGAGAGGACAUAGAGAAUGCUGUUCUUGGAGGACCAUAACCAUUUUAUUUUCCAUCUGCCAAAUAUAUAGAUUUGACUAAUUUUCAUGAAGUUGAAAUGGCCUCUCAUGAAUGGAUAAAGAUAGUGUUUUAACAAUGUGACUGGAAAAUGUUGAAUUCAUGUGUAGAUUUUAUCCCAUACAAUUCUAGGUGCCGUGUAAGUUGUAGUUUUAAUAUUAGCAAGGUCAAAUGUUAUUCUGGUCCCUUGACUCA
Prosopis cineraria is the source of this 858-nucleotide messenger RNA. RefSeq lists its product as uncharacterized. NCBI's taxonomy places the organism in Eukaryota, Viridiplantae, Streptophyta, Magnoliopsida, Fabales, Fabaceae. The transcript has 2 exons. The record is from RefSeq and is a predicted model, not a curated record. The coding region runs from base 116 to 646 and encodes 176 amino acids.